AAUUGGAUCAAAGAUUCGCUCUCCAGUGAAGUGGUUUGUUGUACCAUGUUGUUUCGCAUACUGUUUGGAAGCCUGCUGGCUGCGUUUUGCCUUGCCGAAAUCAAACACUGUGAUAACCCGGACAAAAUCUAUCGCAUCAAUGGAAACUCAAUCGAUUUCCCGUGCGAAUCGACGAAAAACAUUUUCAUCACCACCGAUCGAUACAAACCGUGCAGUAUCAUUCCGAUGCGCUUCCAGAUCGAUAGUGACCGCGAUCGGUGUAUCGUGGUGUUGACUCGAUUGCGAAGCGGUAAUCCGGUUACGUUGGGAGUUAUCGAUUUGAAGCGUUCAAGUUGCUAUGCGCACAUCGCACCGUACCCGUGCUGGUCGUACCAGGAGGAAGGCAACUGCAAUGCACUUCAGUCGGUGGUCGAUGUCUACAUUGAUGCGAAGAAAAAAAUAAUGUGGGCACUGGACUCCGGAAUAUGUAACUCUUUGGAGCAGCCCAUCAAACGCUGCUCACCGAAAGUGGUAGCAUUUGACCUGGAAAACGACAAAACCGUCAAAACUGUCGACCUGAGUGACAUCCUGAAGCCAACCUCCAGACCACAGUACCUCGUCGUGGAUUACUCGAAGCAUGGAUUCCCUUAUUGCUACAUCAGUGACCCCGAAGGAGUCAUCGUCGUUGUGGACAUCCAAAAUGCCAAGAUGUCCCGACUAAUGAUGCCCCGUGCCAUUUCUGCUGGCUGUGGGAACUCUGAUGUUCUCUACAUGGUGCUGGUGCAUAGACCAAACAACAACAACAUGGUUGUUUUCUCCUACCUAUGUGGUCAGAAGGUGUACGGAAUCAAAUCGGAAUAUCUGCAGACGGGACGCGGCGCUAAUGCUAUUGUGGAACUUGGCAGUAAAUCCAAGCAUUCUGUCCUACUCGGCACGGAUGGCGGUAACAACGUGAUCCUUCGUUACCGGAGUGAGAGCGAACUAUACAAGUGGAACACUGAUCAACCUUACAGAGAGUGCAACUUUGAGUUGGUUCAACUCGCGGAAGAAUGCAGAUUAAGCACGCAUGUUGCCCCAAGCGGAAGAGACGACCUGAUGUACUCGCUAUCGUCGAACGUAGCCGACUAUCUAAAUCACACAUGUGGCGCGGGUGGUGCUUCAGCUCGACUCAAAUACAUCAGUAAGGAAUUUGAAGAUGAUUGUUACUAA
Molecule: messenger RNA, 1188 nt
Organism: Ochlerotatus camptorhynchus
Lineage: Eukaryota; Metazoa; Arthropoda; Insecta; Diptera; Culicidae
Gene: yellow-g
Product: yellow-g
Exons: 3
Coding region: 46-1188 (380 amino acids)
Cellular component (GO): extracellular region
Source: RefSeq, a predicted model, not a curated record